Molecule: messenger RNA, 508 nt
Organism: Mycotypha africana
Lineage: Eukaryota; Fungi; Mucoromycota; Mucoromycetes; Mucorales; Mycotyphaceae
Exons: 1
Source: RefSeq, a predicted model, not a curated record
UUUUUGAAAUCUAUCCCUCAUAUGUGAUAUUAUACAGGAUGUAAGAUUUAACUUGUGUUCGAAUUCAUGACUCUAGUAAAAAAAGUAUAAUUUCGAUAUCUAUCGAUGUGUGUCGGCUGACAGUUAUAUGUCAGCUCUGACCCGUAAAAUAAUUUCGAUAGUCAUAUAUUUUCAUACAAUACUAAGAAGAUAAUAUGGAUCGUUUUUAUGUGUUGCGGUCUAGACUGACACUCAGUCUGAUUCGUACAGUUUUUUCGGGAUGGAUCAUAAUAAUGCUGAUUUGGUCCUUGUCAAGAGUUCUAUGUAUAUCAACUUGUUCUUUCAUUUCGACUAACAGAGACGUUGGUAAUUCAAAUAAACGCAGACGAUUAUACCGCUCUUCACUCCAUUGGAAUCCACACCGUUCGUACCACCUUAUAAAUAUACUUGCAGGAUCUGAGGAUUUCGAUUUUGUUUUCUUUUUUUUUGGUAUUCUGUCGUACUAUAUAUAUAUAUAUGUAUAUAUAUA